Molecule: messenger RNA, 1632 nt
Organism: Centruroides sculpturatus (bark scorpion)
Lineage: Eukaryota; Metazoa; Arthropoda; Arachnida; Scorpiones; Buthidae
Exons: 4
Coding region: 136-1632 (498 amino acids)
Molecular function (GO): zinc ion binding; nucleic acid binding
Source: RefSeq, a predicted model, not a curated record
UUGACUGCAUUGUGAGGGUAUAGCUCCUGGGAAACUCUGGUGUGACGGUCUAUGGGACUCUCCCAUGUGACGGCAUCCCCUUGUUGGGCCCCGUGGUGGGUGGGGUCACUAGGAGCUGAAUAAUUAUCUCUAAAUAUGGAUUCAUUAAAGAACAAACAAACAAGUACUAAUGCUUCAUCAAAGGAGGUUAGUUCCAACCAACCAUCAUAUCUCAUCGUGCAUGCCACAGGAGAAACUCCUUUAUCUAAACGUUCCCCGUUUUUGAUUCAAAAACUCUUUGAAUCGACCAUUGGGCAUCUUAAAAAAAUCCAAAAGUUAAGGUCAGGAGAUCUGCUAGUAGAAGCAGCCUCUCCUCAACAGUCAGAAAAACUAUUAAAAAUGAAAUCUCUAGGAGACAUACGAGUCACCAUCGCACCACAGACAAGUUUGAACUCAUCACGUGGUGUGAUAUCUGAAAUCGAUUUGAUGUCUGAGUACGAAUCCGAUAUUCAGAUCGGCCUCUCAGACCAAGGUGUCACUGCUGUCCGACGAAUUUCAAUCCAUCGAGAUGGCAAGUUGAUACCAACUAAACAUUUUAUUUUCACCUUUGGAAAACCGUCAUUGCCAUUUUUUGUUACAGCAGGCUAUUUGCGCUGUUCAGUUCGCCCAUAUAUUCCAAACCCGCUGCGUUGCUUUAAAUGCCAGCGGUUUGGACACACACAAACAUCCUGCCGAGGUAAAAGCCUAUGUGCACAGUGUGGAAUUGAAGGACACCAGAGUUCUGAGUGCACCAGUACUCCACGCUGUUUAAACUGCAACGAUGCCCAUUUUGCCUACUCUCGGAAAUGCUCUGCAUGGCAGAGAGAGAGAGAUUCAGCGGGUGAAAACUGUAAACAAUCUAUCUUAUCCAGAGGCUCGACGCAUGGUCAACCCAAGUGCUUCUUUAAAACAGAAGACUUUUGCAGCUGCUUUGAAGUCUACAAAGGAUUUGAUCUUUACUGCAAGGAUGAUGAUAGCCACAACCGUGCUAGUGGAGGUGUGGCUAUUGUAGUUUCAAAUCACAUCCCAUCCUUGCCGGUACAAAUCACCACUAACUUGCAAGCCGUGGCAGCUAGAAUAUGUAUUGGAGUAACUGUCACACUACCAACACCAUUUCUUUUACUGGGUGACUUCAAUGGUCACAAUCCUAUGCGGGGCAGUCCCGACAUCAAUCGUCGAGGCAGAGCCAUCGAGAGAUUUACAGAUUGGCCUGCAUUCUCCUCUUUGGCUGAAAUCACUGAGGAAAUGGUCAAUACUGCUGAUAUCAAUGACAAAGUUGAAGUCGUCACUUCUAGUAUUAUACAGGCAGCUGAAAAAACAAUGGGGAAAACAUCAACCAGAUAUCCAAAGCAUCCGAAACCAUGGUGGAACCAGAAUUGCGAGGCAGCAUUUAAAGCACAAAAGAAAGCAUGGGGGAUUUUCAGAAGAUACCCCACUGCUAGUAAUUUCACUGCUUUUAAAAAGACAAAUGCCAGAAGAGUUAGAAGGCAAAGCCAAAGGGAUUCUUGGAGGAAGUAUGUUUCUAGUAUAACAUCAUCUACUAGCACAAAAGCAGUCUGGGGCAAAAUCCACAAAAUUAAUGGGAAAUUACUUCUCAUUCUCUGUCCAUGCUAG